GAGAAAAAAAGAUAAGAAUUUGCAUAUUGUGUCUGAGUACGAGUCACAUAGGAGGCAGAGUCCACAGAAUAGGACAACCUUUCAAAGGGAUUCAUUGCACUGUGGACACAGGUAGUGCACAUUUCAUCAUGAUUCUCUACAGAAUAGAUCAAGCGCUCAUCUCUCUGCUUGUUAUCGUGAUGACAGGGGCAGAGGUGCAGGAAAACUUCUCACCUGAAUGUAAACGGUUCCUGUACAUGGGCACAGUACCUCGAGGGAUUGAGGAUCAGCCGUUUAAAAAGAUUUGCCAGUUUUACGAAGGCAAACCCCGAUUUGUCACUUUGUAUGACACCAUCAACCGCAUUCCUGUUUAUUCUGCAUACACCUUCAAACGCUCGGAUGGCUCCAGGAAGGUCGAUGUGCCUUGGAUGUAUGAACCACAGCUCUUCACGUUGUCUGGGUCUCGAGAGAUGCAGCAAUUCCCUUCAGAAAAUGUUCCUAACAGUUUUGGGGAUGCUCAGGCCCUGCUGGACGACUACUCUGACACUGUGAUCUUUGAACGAGGACAGCUGAAUCCAGAAGAGCACCAGGCCCAACCUGCUGACAAAGCAGCCACCUACACUCUGACAAAUGUAGUCCCUCAGGUUCGAGACUUCAGCAUCGGUCCCUGGAAAGAAUACCAGCACACCAUCCGCAGACGGCUAAACAACUACUGUCGAGGCACAGCCUAUGUGAUCACCGGGGUCACCACCUCAGGGCACACGAUCCGCCGCCAUAACGUCAACCGCCUGGGCAUCCCCACCUACUUCUGGUCAGCCUACUGUUGCAUCGAUUUUGACCACAAUGCUCCGUACGCUGAGCGCUCAAAGCUUCCUGCGUUUGCAUCUAAUGGGCUCAACGACAGAGAGAAUAAUAAGGUUCAAGAGAUGACGGUCCAGCAGCUGGAGGAGUUCCUGAAGAGGGUAACUUAUGUUGGCAGCUCUUUCCAGAUCUUCUAUGACAACUGUAUGCCUCCUAAUAGUGAUAGCAGUGCCCUGCACACGUCUUAAAAAAAUCUGAUUUAGUAACUUGAUAUUGACACCAAUAAUUAAAAACCUAAUAAAACUUCUAAUCCAAUUUAGUUUUUCAUAAAAUGUCUCUGUGGCAUUACAAAAUAAUCUCAGUUAAAAGAUCCACUUACUACCUUUUCUGAGCUCUGAUUACUGAAGAACAACUUGUGGUUGACAGCUUUGAAAAGCUAGUAAAUGGACCAUUGAUUAUUUUGUUACACAAGUCGCUCCCAAAGGUCAUGUUCAAAUCAGAUUUUUUUAAAAUGAUAUAUCCUGUUUGUAACCAAAUUUAAAUUUAAAAAUCUGUUCAAAGGCCUUUAUUUAUUUACCAUAUAUUAUUUUCCUAUAUAACCUAUUAAUUAUCAUUUAAAUUAUGUUUGACAGUACAUAAAAAGUCACUAUGAGAAAGCUAUAGCCUACAUGGUUAUGCCCUUCAUUCAAUUUCACUUUAUCUUCAGUGAAGAGCUUAUCCACUGUGGCUUAAUGCCUGAGAACUACACCUGCCUCUGUAGGCCUUUUGUUCAGCACAGACAGAUUACAUCAAUGGUUUUACAUUUUGCUACACAGACGCUCAACUGUAGCACUACAUUGCUCCUCUCUCACUAAAACUCAGACUACAAAUCCAGGACAAACCGGGCCAAUAUCCCAAUUCAUAUCUUUCAGUUUUUUGAUCAUAUAAAUUUCAAGAAUAUUCCAAUAUACAACUGAACAGGUUAACUUGUACCACACUAGAGGGCAGUAAUAACUUGGAUUCGGUAUAUUUUUAUUGUUAGUCAAAAGCACUUUCCACAUCUGUUCUCAAUUUUUGUUGGACACCCUUUUGUUUACAUUUGGAUAACAAACUGCCAUUAAAUGUGAACUACAAAAGCUAAAUUAAGCUUAAAUGAAAUGGAAUGUAAAAAUAAAAAUGAUCCUCUUUCUCCCAGCACCUCUUUUUGUGACUGUGUUUAUGUAAUCCCUCCAUUGGUUGUGCUCUAUGUAUGAACUGGUAUAGCAGGUCAUAGAUGGUCCAAACAGUAUAAAAACAGAGAAAUGAUCCAAAACUAAGAGGGCAGACGUAGCCCGAGGGUGAACGAUAUGAUUAGUAACUCCAUUUAGUUUGAGAGGGCAGCUGUAUCCUGCCAACUGGCAUAUGCCACACUGACAGAUGGCCAGCUCCACAGCGCCUGUUUUGACCAGCAGCAGACUGAUAAGAGCCUAAAAUACAUUUUUAAUCCUCCGCUGCAAGGACAGAUUCCCUUGAUGGCCAUAAGAGGGAGACGGUGUUUAUCUAAUAGUGUCUCCUCCACAUGGUGUAGCAGGACACCUUGACAUGGAAAGACUGGAAACACCUCUUAAUAGAAACAAACACAGACAGUGGCUUAACUAAAGCCCCCGAGAAACACUACAGCACUAACAAUACUCAUGGUUUUAUAUACAGCAAUAAAGACAGACUGCAGACUGUACACUCAACCUCUCAACAUUUUUAAUUUCUCGCUUCAGGUGUAUUUUCAAUUCACGCAUUCAGUUGAAAGUUAAAAAACAAAAACUCAUAUUUCUGUACAAACAGUGCAUGCUGAUCACCAUGUGUAGCAAGGACUGUGAGUGAGCACCCUGAAAGCACAAGGUUUACUGAAAUCAUUGUCAAAAUAUGCUUUUUAUGUGCAGCACAGAAAUAUUUUAGAGAAAGUAAAAACAUUU
Messenger RNA from Thunnus maccoyii (southern bluefin tuna), 2708 nucleotides. Its product is annotated as endonuclease domain-containing 1 protein-like. Gene Ontology annotation, molecular function: nucleic acid binding; hydrolase activity; metal ion binding. The record is from RefSeq and is a predicted model, not a curated record. The transcript has 2 exons. Lineage: Eukaryota; Metazoa; Chordata; Actinopteri; Scombriformes; Scombridae. Bases 129 to 1028 code for a protein of 299 amino acids.